Mycena citricolor is the source of this 1757-nucleotide messenger RNA. NCBI's taxonomy places the organism in Eukaryota, Fungi, Basidiomycota, Agaricomycetes, Agaricales, Mycenaceae. The record is from the annotation of a GenBank genome assembly.
UGAGUCCUCGCGCCCCCCGCAUCACACUCUGCCCCUUUACCCCCAUCGCGCGACUUAGCCAUGUCUCAACAACUGCUGGACACGCCCUCGAAGCACGCAUUUUCGCUCUCCGGGCUCUUUGACACCGCGUGGAACAAGCUGUCUGAGACUGCCUUCAGGACCGGAUGGCGCCCUGUGGCAAAACUGUCCGAGGCGGCGGUCGUUGCGCUCAUGCAAAAGAUCACCCACGGGCAGCUGCGCGUGUUAACUUAUUCCCAUAUCUAUUCGUUCCCGACCGUGGCCGCCGAUGGAUCCGACGACGACUCCAGUCCUAAAGCUGAGCUUCGGGUGACGAGUGACUCGUUGUGGAUACGGUUGGCGCUUAUGGGCGAUCUGGGGUUCGCAGAGGCGUACAUGUACGGGGAAGUGGACUGUGACGACCUUGUUUCGCUGUUCAGUAUCUUCCUGGCCAACCGCCAAAACUUGUCCAACCUCGAUUCGAGAGCGUCGUACCUGUUCACACUACCCCAGAAACUGACCUCGUACCGAUUCCUGAACACGAUAGGGAAUUCCCGGUCAAAUAUCUCAGCACAUUACGAUAUCUCGAACGACAUGUUUUCCGGUUUCCUGUCACACGACAUGACCUACUCGUGUGCGAUCUUCGAGGACUUGGAUGGGGAUAUGAAAGAUGGAGUUGAGCGGAGUGGCUGGAGCGGCGGACAGGAGCUGCACAGGCUGGGCAAGCGCGCGGCGAGCAACCCGGUUGAUCCCACCGUCGAUUCGGACGUGGACGAGCUCUACGAUGCGCAAAUACGCAAACUCCGCCAUGUCAUCAAGAAAGCGAAGAUCCAGCCCGGAAACCGGGUGCUGGAAAUUGGCUCGGGGUGGGGCUCCAUGGCCAUCCUCACCGCGCAGACUGUCGAAGGCGCCGCGAUUGACACCCUCACUUUGUCUGUGCAGCAGCAGCAACUCGCUCAGGAGCGAAUUGCGGCGGCGGGUCUCUCGGAUCGCAUCACCGUGCACCUGAUGGACUACCGAAAUAUGCCGGCAGAUUGGCAGGGCGCGUUCGACCGUGUGGUGAGCAUCGAGAUGAUCGAGGCCGUCGGAUCCGAGUUCCUGGCCGGGUACUGGAAGACACUGGACUGGGCUUUGAAGCCCGUCGACGCAGUGGGCUGUGUCCAGGUUAUCACGAUACCCGAGGCACGUUUUGAGCGCUACAUGCAGGAGAUUGACUUUAUCCGCAAGUGGAUUUUCCCGGGCGGGUUCUUACCUACAUUGACGUUCCUGCUCCAAACGAUGCAAGAGGGAUCUGGUGGGCGGCUGACAGUGGACAAUGUCUCGAAUAUCGGUCCGCACUAUGCGAGGACGCUGCGAGAAUGGCGGCGCCGGUUCCUGCACCGGUUCGACAGCGUAAUCGUGCCUGCGCUCAAGCGGGAAUACCCGACGGUGAUGAACGGACCCCGGGGCAAAGAGGAGAUUGAGGUGUUCAAGCGCAAGUGGAUAUAUUACUACUGCUAUUGCGAGGUCGGCUUCUCGUCGCGAACCCUGGGUGACCAUAUCGUGACAUUCACUCGCGAGGGAUGUGCUGAUUACGGGUGUACCAUCUAUGAAUAAAAAGAUGGUACACAUUUUGGAUUAUUAAUUGUGGUAUCGAUGUACUAUACUUAUAAAAUGUAACACGAGCAGCAGCAUGAGCGUGUCGUAUUGGACACGCGGCUAAAGAUACAUUACAUUCGCAGCAGGUUGAUACAUAGGAAUACAUGACAGCAGGCUUUCAG